Messenger RNA from Fibroporia radiculosa, 816 nucleotides. RefSeq lists its product as uncharacterized. Lineage: Eukaryota; Fungi; Basidiomycota; Agaricomycetes; Polyporales; Fibroporiaceae. The transcript has 3 exons. The coding region runs from base 1 to 816 and encodes 271 amino acids. The record is from RefSeq and is a predicted model, not a curated record.
AUGCGCACUUCAGUUAUUGCUGCUCUCGCUCUCUCCGCCGUCGCGAUGCCAGCUUUGGCUUUGCCCACUGGCUCUACCGAGACUCCUCAGCACCCUAUGGCAGCCCAACACCAAGUGGCUCCGGCGCCCCAGCCGACGACUUACGCCGACGGGCACAAGCACCACUCUGGAGAACACCACGACUUUCACUCGGACGGGCGCCGCCCCGGCGCACAGGACGCAUACCGCGCUGGGAUGAACCAGGAGCAUCACCACCCUGAGGGUACGACGCUGCACUCGCCUCACGCAUACCGACGUCUCCCCGACACGCGCCCUGCGUACCGCUUGACGCAUAACCACAUGCCUAACUGGCACGAGGGUAGGGAGCUGCCCCCCGCUCAUGCGGAUGAGCAUCACCCCGACCCUCAUUAUGCACAUCAUGACGGGGAGCACAGGGAGCACAAGCCUGAGGGCGGGGAGCAUGCUCACGUAGGUGGGCGUCGCCCUGGCCCGCAAGAUGCAUACCACGCUGGGAUGCCCAAGGAGCACCAGCCUGAGGGCACUACCACGAUGGCUACCGCGGCGAACACCACCACCCAGGACGCUUCCACCACCACCCCGCUCACUAUCACGGAGAACACCGUCAUCACGCUGAGCACCGCCCUCACCACGGGGAGCACCGUCACCACCAUGCCGAGCACCGCCUUCACCACGGAGAGCACCGUCCCCACCACGCCCGCAGUGUGGAGGAGAUUCUCGCUCGUGCUCUCGUUGCCGACCUCUUGGACUGAGAAGUUGGCAUGGCGAUGUUCGCCUGGAAUGGCAGAUCUGAGAUAG